UAAACCCAAACCGAACUCUUCACUCUUUCAAGCCUCUCCGAUUCUCUUAAAAAUACCAAUACACAACUUCUCUUUUCUCAUACAACAUGUCUAAGUCCACCAUUCUUCUCAUCCUCCUCUUCGCUUCCCUAUCCUACGCCAUCGACAAUCACAUUCAAAAAUCAUCACCACGAAGCGACGAUGAGGUGAUGGGUUUAUACGAAGAGUGGCUCGCGAAACAUGGGAAGGCGUACAACUCCCUCGGAGAGAAAGAUAAGAGGUUUGAGAUUUUUAAGGAUAAUUUGAAAUUUGUUGAUGAACAUAAUUCUGAGAACCGGACGUACAAGGUCGGGAUGAACCGAUUUGCUGAUCUUACCAAUGAAGAGUACCGGUCCAGGUACUUGGGUACGAGGACCGAUGCUAAGAGGAGGUUUGUGAAGUCCAAGGUGGGGUUGAGCCGGAGAUAUGUCGUCCGAGGCGACGAGGAGUUGCCGGAGUCUGUUGAUUGGAGGACCAAAGGUGCUGUUGCUCCGAUUAAAGAUCAAGGGGAUUGUGGGAGUUGCUGGGCGUUCUCGACGGUGGCGGCGGUGGAAGGCCUAAACAAGAUAAAAACCGGCGAACUGAUCGAGCUUUCUGAGCAAGAACUCGUCGACUGUGAUCGAGCAUACGACGCUGGUUGCCAUGGCGGCCUCAUGGAUUACGCUUUCCAAUUCAUCAUCGAAAAUGGCGGCAUCGACUCCGAAUCCGACUACCCUUACCUCGGCGUCGAUGGCCAGUGCGAUCCCACUAGGAAGAAUGCCAAGGUUGUGAGCAUCGAUGACUACGAAGAUGUACCGCCCUUCGACGAGUUGGCUUUGAAGAAUGCUGUAGCUCACCAACCUGUUAGCGUUGCCAUUGAAGCCUCCGGCAGAGCUUUGCAACUCUAUCUUUCGGGCAUAUUCACUGGUGAAUGCGGGAUGGCAUUGGACCAUGGUGUUGCCGUGGUUGGUUAUGGCAAAGAAAAUGGUGUGGAUUACUGGAUUGUGAGGAAUUCUUGGGGAGCUAGCUGGGGUGAGAGUGGAUACAUCAGGAUGGAACGUAAUGUGGUUGCGACCUACACUGGCAAGUGCGGAAUUGCAAUGCAGGCUUCUUACCCCAUCAAGGAUACCGAAAUACCAUGGACUUAUGGAGAUGCAGAAACAGGGAUAAGCAGCUCUUGAAGUGUCUUUGAAAUUGGCUGCAGAAAGUGAAGGGAGGGAAGGUGCAAGCGAUGAUCGUACGCUUUGUCGCUCCCUCUUGAUUGAUUAGUAUAUGCCCUAAUUUCCUUCUAGGUUUUAAGUCACCAAUGGAUGAAUGGGCUUUUGAUUUUUAUUUGCAUGAUCAUUAUUGUACAUAUAUUUUCAUUCAUCGGAACUGUGCUUGGAAACAAACUGAUAUUGUUGGAAAGCACUUUUGUGUAAGUCUGUCACUCGAUCCUUGUGUCACCAGCUCAUCCGUUACUAGUUCAUUUAUAGAUGUAUGCUUGUUCUUGUGUUCAAGACUCUCUCUCUCCAAUGUGGAAAGUUAUUAUGGGAUCUAUAAUCAGUACCUCA
Molecule: messenger RNA, 1550 nt
Organism: Camellia sinensis
Lineage: Eukaryota; Viridiplantae; Streptophyta; Magnoliopsida; Ericales; Theaceae
Product: cysteine proteinase mucunain
Biological process (GO): proteolysis
Molecular function (GO): cysteine-type peptidase activity
Source: RefSeq, a predicted model, not a curated record